UUCAUUUGUUGUAUAGAGAUACUUACUGUUUGACCCUAAUCUUUCUUUAUUUAGUGUUUAAUGAUGGAUAUGAAUCAUGAAGAGUCAAUUAUGAGGAAGGAUAAUUUUCUUCCUGAAAAUGUUGAUAUUAAAAUAGAAAUAGUGAAAGAAGAGAUGAGAGAAGAUUUGAUGAUCAAAUGUGAAGCCUGUAAGGAGUCUAUAAGUGGAACAAUAUGCAUUCAUAACAUGCAAUGUUCUGAUGGUAGCAUAAAGAGUGAAAUAAUGGAUAACCAGAUAAUCACAGCCCAGGAACUCGAAGAUUCCAAAGUCAAGUGUACUGAUUUAGAAUUGACACUAGAUCAGGAAAGUUCCGUUGAUACUAAACAGUUUUCUCCAUUUAACACAGACAUUGUCAAAACUGAAAUCAAGAGUGAAAUAGAGGACGAAGACAAUGUUUUUUAUGAAAAUUCAAGUGAAACAAUUACCAAUACAGAGUCCCGUUUGAAUUCUGAUAUGUUAUAUCCAGAUAAUUUUUUGCAGGGAUCCUCCAAAGAAUCUCAGAAGAAUAUUGAAACUGAGGAAAGAGAAUAUGCAGAUGAAAAACUCUUUCAAUGUAAUUUCUGCUGUAGAUCAUUCACUCACCUGAGUGACUUGAAGAACCAUGAGAGCUACCACAAGACUGAAACAUCACAUAGUUCUACAAUUGAUUCUGGAAAAAAUGAGUAUAAAUGUGAAACCUGUUCAAAAUCUUUUUCAGA
Molecule: messenger RNA, 737 nt
Organism: Leptinotarsa decemlineata (Colorado potato beetle)
Lineage: Eukaryota; Metazoa; Arthropoda; Insecta; Coleoptera; Chrysomelidae
Biological process (GO): regulation of transcription by RNA polymerase II
Cellular component (GO): nucleus
Molecular function (GO): DNA-binding transcription activator activity, RNA polymerase II-specific; RNA polymerase II cis-regulatory region sequence-specific DNA binding
Source: RefSeq, a predicted model, not a curated record